Molecule: messenger RNA, 2009 nt
Organism: Seriola dumerili (greater amberjack)
Lineage: Eukaryota; Metazoa; Chordata; Actinopteri; Carangiformes; Carangidae
Gene: rcvrna
Product: recoverin
Exons: 3
Coding region: 89-700 (203 amino acids)
Molecular function (GO): calcium ion binding
Source: RefSeq, a predicted model, not a curated record
GCAGAGUAAAGCGAACCAGCGCCGCGGAGGUUUUACCGCCAAAACACAGGAAAGAAAAAGACGUUGUAGUUUCACCUUUCUGAGCAGGAUGGGGAAUACUAAGAGCAGCGCUUUGUCGAAGGAGCUCCUGGACGAAUUGAAAUCCAACACAAAAUACUCAGAGACCGAGCUCUGCACUUGGUACCAGUCCUUCCUGAAGGAGUGUCCCAGUGGGAAGAUCAGCAAGGAGCAGUUUGAAGGCAUCUACGCCAGCUUCUUCCCAAACGCAGACCCCACGGCGUACGCGCGCCACGUGUUCAGGAGUUUUGACACCAACGCGGAUGGCACUUUGGACUUUAAGGAGUACAUCGUCGCUCUGCAUCUCACCUCUGGGGGAAAGACUCUGCAGAAGCUGGAGUGGGCCUUUGCCCUGUACGACGUGGACGGGAACGGAACCAUCAGCAAAAAUGAAAUCGAAGAGAUCGUUAGGUCAAUAUUCAACAUGAUUCCUACUGAUGACCAGAAGAACCUCCCCGAGGAUGAAAACACACCGGAGAAGAGGGCUGAAAAAAUCUGGGAAUUCUUUGGGAAGAAAGAUAAUGAUAAAAUUUCAGAGGGAGAAUUCAUUCAGGGCGUGAUGGAUAACAAGGACAUCUUGAGGUUGAUACAAUAUGAUGAACCUCAGAAAAUCAAAGACAAGCUGAAAGAGAAGAAGCAAUAGUCUAUGGGCAGGAAAAAGCCCUUCUUGUGGUUUUAAGACUGAUUUAUUAUUCUGUUUACAUUCUUACAUGAUCCAGCUGCUUCUACGCUUCACCCAUGUUUCUCUGUUUUUUUUUUUGUUUUUUUUGGUCUUAGCAGCUGAACAGUGUUGUGUUUUUGUCUUUGUACCCUGAAAGCAAUUAGACACUUGCAUCUGAUUCUAAAAACAGAGGCUGAGGAACUCUUGAAAUGGCAAUUUAAGCUCUAAGUUUGAAACUUUGUGCAGUUAGACUGUGUACACUGUGUAUACUGAAUGAAUGGUGUAGAGUUAAGUUUUACACCUUAUAUGUAUGUUUCAAACUUCAAACCCUUUUGCCUGAGCUUCACAUCAGUGUCUGCAUUUAUUUCUCUUUGACUUCGUAAGGCAGUAUAGAGCAGAAUGUCCAAACUCGAUGUCUAUACACAUUUAACAGAGCUUAACCAUGACCCCUUGCACCUGCUGACAGCCAAUUUACUCUCUCACGUCUGGCAGCGCACUGACAUGUUUUCUCACACUUGGAUUCAUUCAUUAGGUUGAUAGCAAGAAAGUCAGACAGAGAGCUCCUUAUGAGGGGAAUUAGGCUCAGGGUAACAAUCCGCCUGUAUCAGCCUAUCCUAUUAGGAGCUGAAGGUCAGUUGAGACAAACCUCCUUACUCAAGUGUCUAGUUAUGAUGACAAGGGCUUGGUCCAGUGAAAAAUACACUGCUUAUUGUAAAUAUGCUCCUCUGGACAGCUUGUGUACUUCACACAGAUCUAACAAGUGAGUGAUAAGUGUAAGUGAUAAUGGAUGUAGCAGUGCAAAAAAAUUGUUUAAAACAUGGAAUAUGUAAUGACGACAGUGUAUAUUCACUAAAAACAUUUGCCUUCUACCACAUAGAUGGAUGAAUAAUCAAUGACAAGGACAGAAGAACAUUGUGACUCCUGUGCGUACAUUGGUUUUGUAGCUUUUUGUGUAAUUUAUUGAAACUACUAUUCUAUUUCCAGGUACCCCAUCAAGUUUUAUAAUGCGUUGUGUAUCCUUGAAGGCUACGAACGCGCCGAAUGCCUCAUAAAACAUUUGCAAAACUGACCUUUAAGGUUCUGUAUGAAAAUCAUUUGUCUCCCUUUCAUACAGCCUGUUUAACCAGUAUAGUUAAUAGUCCCAUGUAUAAUUACAUCAAAACUGACUUUCACUUCUGCCAUGGUUCAUAAAGGUGCAAUUUUCCAUAUUCAUUUCUGUCUCUGUAUUAGGGUUUUAUUUACCUGUACACCAGCACACAUUUGAAGUUCCAUCAAGACAUUAAGGUUUAAA